This is a messenger RNA of Beta vulgaris subsp. vulgaris (sugar beet), 4953 nucleotides long. RefSeq names its product CRM-domain containing factor CFM2, chloroplastic. Gene Ontology annotation, molecular function: mRNA binding. Gene Ontology annotation, biological process: RNA splicing, via transesterification reactions. The coding region runs from base 511 to 3627 and encodes 1038 amino acids. The record is from RefSeq and is a predicted model, not a curated record. The transcript is spliced from 14 exons. Lineage: Eukaryota; Viridiplantae; Streptophyta; Magnoliopsida; Caryophyllales; Amaranthaceae.
UUACAUAAUGCGGUAUACGAAACGUAGUUACAGAGUUUUGGAUCACUCCAACAGAAAUAACAUAAGCAACAAACUCUGAUCCAGACUACAAAUGCAACUAUGGUACAUGCUAAAAACCACAUAUUACUAAUUUACUACAUCUUCCAUUUUAAGAUUAAUUAGAGAACACGUUGAUUAGUACUUUUUGAUUAAUGAACAAGAGAGAUGAAAACCAAGUGAUAUUUCAUAAAUAAAUAUUAUUAAUAUUAAGUUGUAAUUUGCCUUUUUUUUAUUUUUUUUAAAUAGUGAAAAAUAACGACUUUAUAUUUGAUCUCUAUAACUUAAUAUCAGUAACAUUUUAUAUACGAAAAUGUCACUUAACCUACCAAAUUUGCAAUGAUCAAACACACAAAAAAAAAAAAAAAAAAACUCUGGGUCCCGCCCUUGUGGACAAUUGGACAUUGAUAAUAUAGGCACCGUUAUCUUUUCCCGCUUUCAAUCGGAGGAAAAAACUUGAGUUGAACAACAGUAAUGUCACUUCUCUUAUCUUUCCACCAUUUUUCUCUCUCCUCCAAAACCCCAUUUCAGCACCACCAUCACUACCAUAAGCACCAUUAUAUCUCUAUUCACUAUCCCAAUAAAAAACCCCCCAUUAAAACCAUCAAAAGAACCCUAAUUUCUCAGCUCCGACCCACUUCCGUCGACCAAGAAAAAACCCUCCCAAAAUCCGCAAUUCAACGAAUUGCAGAGAAAUUACGAGCAAUAGGGUUCGUAGAAGAAAGUAAAAAUAACACCCAGUUGUUAGAAUCUGAGAAUGACUCCAAAAUUGGGGAAAUUUAUGUCCCAAAUUCCCGCCAAAUCCCUAAAAUUCGAGUUGGGCAUACUCUUGAUUCUAGUUGGUCUACGCCUCAGAACCCGGUUCCUGAACCGGGUUCGGGAGACGCCAUUGUUAAGCUACAUGGAUUGAGUGGGGUUGUUAGGAGGGAGAGGAGGGAGUUUAGGAAGGAGGAGAAGAGAGAAAGGGAAGAGAAAGGGACAGUUCCGAGCUUGGCGGAGCUGAAAUUGUCGGGUUCGGAACUCCGGAGAUUGACCACAAUAGGGAUCAAGAUGAAGCAGAAGAUGAAGCUAGGGAAGGCUGGGAUUACUGAGGGGAUUGUGAAUGGGAUUCAUGAGAGGUGGAGGAGUUGUGAGGUGGUUAAGAUUGUUUGUGAGGAUAUUUGUAGGCUUAAUAUGAAGAGAACCCAUGAUUUAUUAGAGAAAAAAACUGGAGGAAUGGUUGUCUGGAGGACUGGAAGCAAAAUUGUUUUGUAUAGAGGGGUCGAUUACAAGUAUCCUUACUUCUCACUGGAUGAAGCCCCUAGCAAUAUCAUAUCUGAGAAUGCCAUGGAAGUUGAUGACAGGAUGCAAGCCGGAGAAGAAAAGCCGUCAUCUUCUACAGUUGUCAUAGAAUCUGGUGGACAAAGUUUGACGAGAAUUCUGAGCCAGUCUUCCUUGGUACCAGGUGUAGGUAGUCCAAACAGGGUGCGAUUCUUGCUGCCUGGUGAAAGCCAACUAAUGGAGGAAGCUGACCGCCUUUUGGAUGGAUUAGGUCCACGAUUUACGGAUUGGUGGGGAUGUGAGCCGUUACCUAUUGAUGCAGACCUUUUACCAGCUGUUGUUCCUGGGUAUAGGCGACCCUUUCGCCUGCUUCCUUACGGAGUGAAAUCUCAACUAACUAACGAUGAGAUGACAACACUUAAGAGACUUGGGCGACCCCUUCCUUGCCAUUUUGCUUUGGGGAGAAACAGGAACCUUCAGGGAUUGGCUGCUGCAAUUCUUAAGCUAUGGGAGAAAUGUGAGAUUGCUAAGGUUGCUGUUAAAAGAGGAGUUCAGAACACUAACAGUGAGCUGAUGGCUGAUGAGUUAAAGCGUCUGACUUGUGGUAUCCUAUUGUCCCGAGAUAAAGAGUACAUAGUGUUCUACCGGGGAAAAGAUUUCCUUCCAUCAGCAGUUUCUACCGCUAUCGAAGAGAGGCGACGAAACCGAAUGCACAGAGAAAAAAAAUUGGCUAAUGAUUCUUCACCAAAAAGGACCGAGAACAUUGUUUUGGAUACUGAAGAGUGUGCGGAUGCCAGUACAAGUGAGACAGGCAAGGUCCAAAAAGUGAGGAAUGUGUCUCAAGAGCGGAAAGUAAGGUCCAUUCAAACAACUAUUGCAAGAACUAGCAGAAAGCUGUCAAUGGCUCUAGAAGAGAAAGAAAGGACAGAGAAGCUUCUUUCUGAUCUGGAGCAGGCUGAGAUUUCCCAGCAAGUAGAGGUGGAUAAGGAAGGCAUCACGGAAGAAGAGAGAUACAUGCUUAGGAAAGUUGGCUUGAGAAUGAAGCCUUUCCUGUUGCUGGGUAGACGUGGUGUUUUUGAUGGCACAAUUGAGAACAUGCAUCUGCACUGGAAGUACCGGGAACUGGUAAAGAUUAUGUGUGGAGGAAGGGACAUUAGCGAGAUCCACGACAUAGCACGUAUACUAGAGGCAGAAAGUGGUGGAAUUCUAGUGGCUGUUGAGAAAGUCAAGAGAGCUACUGCAAUCAUUGUAUACCGUGGCAAGAACUACCAGCGUCCAGCCAGCUUGAGACCGGAGACACUUCUAAACAAGAAAGAAGCAAUGAAACGCUCUAUAGAAGCCCAGCGCCGUAAGUCCUUAAAACUUAAUGUGCUGAAGCUAGCAAGAAACAUAGACCAAAUGAAACUUAAGUUGGUGGAAGAUAAGGAGGCUUUGGAUAACAAAGCAGGUGAACAGGAACUGGAGGAGAAUGUAAAUUUGAACAUUUCAAAUCGUCACAAGGACUCUCAAGAGGAUAUUCCUUCUAUCAAAGGGGAGAAGCAUGUUAAUUUUCCCUCAUCAUCCGAUGAAAUGCAUGAAGCUGCAGAUAAAAUUUCAGCUGGAUCAGUUUGUCAAAAAAUCAACUCAAAUGCAGUCAUGAAGGAAAAGACCAGUGCAGAUGUCUCUCUAUAUGAUGAUGAUACUGAGGCAAGUUGCUCAGAGAAAAUCGAUGUUGCCUCAAAUGAUCCUGGCAAUGCUGUAAUGUUUCAUUCAACCAAAUAUGAGUCAGAACCAAAUAUUAUGUCAUUGUCAGAAAACGAUUCUGAGCAUCGUAUUGUUAAAGAUGGGAAAUCGGAGCCUUCUCAAGAAUCAGAUAACAAAGCCGUAGUUCCUCUGUCUUUCCGCAAGGCAGCGGCGAGCAGCUCCGAUGCAGUACAAGCUAGAGCUAAACCACUUACGAAUCGAGAGAGACUUCUUUUGAGAAAGCAAGCCCUCACAAUGAAGAGGCGUCCUGUACUAGCUGUUGGCAGGAGCAAUGUGGUUUCUGGUGUUGCAAAAGCAAUUAAGGACCAUUUUCAGAAAUAUCCUCUAGCUAUUGUCAAUGUCAAGGGGAGGGCUAAAGGGACCUCAGUUCAGGAGGUGGUUCACAUAUUGGAGCAAGAAACAGGUGGAGUUUUGGUAUCCCAGGAGCCAAGUAAAAUCAUACUUUACAGAGGUUGGGGUGCUGGAGUGGAAAAUCGCCGUGCUCGUAAUAAGGAGGUUAAUGAUAAAGGAGCCAGCUUACCUUCACCAUCUGUCUCUCCAGAGCUGUUGGCAGCAAUGAGACUUGAAUGUGGAUUGUCAAGCAACUAAACAGAAGAGACAGAGCUUAUCCUUGUUCUGAUCCUAUAUGAAUACGACAUUCUCUUCGUAAUUGCCUUGCAACUUGCAAGAUCUAAUCACAAAUCUGUGUUCUCUAUUAAAAUAGAUCCGAGGUCAAAUUGGGCACAAUUUGGACUAGCAAUUGUCAAUCAUUCCCCAUUUCUGUCGGAAUGUGUAAGUUCAGAUUCAUUUGGAGUGCAUUUAGGCAUUAGUGGCCAAGAAAUUCCAUGCAUAUCUUGUGAAGAAAGCAAAUAUUUCUCAUCUAUAAGGUAAAAAUAAUUAUUUUCCCUCUACUUAAUUACCAUUCUAAUUAUUUCUUAUUGUGAAUUAGGACGAAGGUAAAAGUAAUUAGCUCUAGGAUGGAAGGAGUAACAAGAGAUAGGAGGAGAGAGAGUCUUUUACUUCCUUCGUUCUUUUUAGUUGCAUCAUGGUUGGGAGGCAUACCUUUUUCAAGGAGCCCAUGUGAUGAGGAGAGAGGGAGAGAGAACCCAAAAACAAAAAGUGUAAAGUUGCAAUCAUUUUAAAACUUUCUAAAGAGGAAAUUGCUGCAAGUUGCAACUAACAACGAACGGAAGAAGUAUAUAUGGUUGAAAUGUUUUUCGCUGUCACUAUGAGCCCUCGUCAGUUUCCUAGGACGAAAGAUAUCUCACUGAACUGGGUUCUAGCAUGAGCUGAUGAAUACGAAUAAGGAUCAUUGGUUUUUCAGCAUCCUUCACCACCAUGGACAAGAAGCCAUCAGGUAGGAAAAUGAAUUGCUUCAAAAAAAUUGGUGUUCCACGGCAGCAUAUCAUUGAUGCUCACUUUUACGUCGGCACAAUCACAUAGACUGCUAAUUGAAGUGGCGGUUUCAUUUUCGGUCAAGACACACACAAAGGAAAUAAAUAUGCUGCUCCUGAGCCUAGAUGGAUGAUGUUGGCUCGAAUGAUCCAAAGACAUGCGCAACGGGAAUUUUUUAGCAUUAUUAAGGAAAACUGCUCAACUGCAGAUAUUGUUUUUUUUGGUAAUGCUUUUACUCCUUUUCACUGACUUUGAAUUAUAGGAAAUAGAUACACUUCUUCCGUUUCAUUUUAAACGCAACAAAGUAAUAUUUUAUAUCUCACAAAUAAUACUCCUUUGUUACAUUUAAAACGAAACGGAGGAAGUAUAUAGUUUUGAUAUUGAGUAUUGGUUUAAAAUUUAUUUCAGAAUAGCUUGCUUUUGUCUAUUUUCAUAGAUUAGCAUACUAGCAGUAUUGUAAACGCAUGAUUCACUAACGUAUCAAAGUUCUUAAAUAGAUUUCUUAAAGAUGACUAUAGAAAUGUAGCGAUGUUUAAUUUA